AUGCGCUUCGCUCUCUUGACCACAACCGUCCUCGCUGCGUUGAGUACGCUGGCUGGCGCUCAACGCCUCCCCCGCCGCGCCUGCGGUGCCCCAGAGAAGUCCGGCCAAGAGCUCUCCUCAGCUGAAGAGCACUUUAGGCAGAACAGUCCUGAGGGCGUAGCGGCUGGCACUGUUGAGGAGCUCGAGGCGCUCCGUCCGUACACGCCACAGACGAUUGACGUGUACUUCCACGUUGUCCAUGAGGGUAAGAAGGAGGAGCAGGGGAAUAUACCAGACGAGAAGAUCGCGGCGCAGAUUGCGGUUCUGAACGAGGCCUAUGCGUCGAGUGGGCUGUUCUUCAACUUGAAGGAGGUGCCUCGUACGAGUAAUCGGUGGUGGUUCAGGAACGCGGGGCCCGAUACGGAUGAGCAGAAUGAGAUGAAGGAGGCGCUGAGGGUUGGCGGGCCGGAGGCUCUGAAUGUUUAUACUGUCAGUCUUUCAACUACGAGGCUUUUGGGCUAUGCGACGUUCCCUGUGGAUUAUGAAGCUAACCCCCAGGACGACGGUGUCGUCAUCCUUUACGCCUCAGUCCCAGGCGGCGAAGCCGAGCCAUACAACCUCGGCCAAACAGUCACGCACGAAGUCGGGCAUUGGGUCGGGUUGUAUCAUACCUUCCAAGGAGGGUGUGGUGGGGACGGUGAUUUCGUCAAUGAUACGCCCGCCGAGGCGUCCCCUGCGUAUGGGUGCCCCGUUGGAAGGGAUUCGUGUGCUUCUACUGGCGUUGAUCCUAUCCACAACUUUAUGGAUUACACCGAUGAUGCGUGCAUGAACAACUUUACGCCUGGUCAGGUUGAUCGGCUUAGGCUUCAGUUGGCAACGUACCGCAGUAUCCCGCUCUAG
Molecule: messenger RNA, 879 nt
Organism: Coprinopsis cinerea okayama7#130
Lineage: Eukaryota; Fungi; Basidiomycota; Agaricomycetes; Agaricales; Psathyrellaceae
Product: metalloprotease
Exons: 6
Coding region: 1-879 (292 amino acids)
Molecular function (GO): metallopeptidase activity
Source: RefSeq, a predicted model, not a curated record